CAAAUGACCUGCGGGGGGCAGCAGUGCGCCUCUGUCGCGUCCAGUCUGUCAGGAGUUCACCGGGAGAAGAAGAAAGCACACACUCGUAGAGCUCACACAGCAGAUCACAUUUUCUGGAAUGAAAACUAUGAACGAAGUGGACUGGUGUUUCCUCAGAGCCUUUGAUAAGCUGACGGACAGAAUAGCUUCGUAAUUAACGGGCGAUAAGAGAAACACAGACAGAGGUUGUGUUCAUCUGUCGUUUCCAGCUACUGUCAUCAUGUCAGUGGACACAGACCAGAAACCUCCAAAACUUGUGAAUCCCCCGCCUCCUGAAGUGACCAGUCCCAACAAGCCAGGCCGGAGGACCAACCAGCUGCAAUAUAUGCAGAAUGUAGUGAUCAAAUCCCUGUGGCGGCACCAGUUUGCCUGGCCUUUUUACCAGCCUGUUGACGCUGUCGCUCUUGGGCUAUCAGAUUAUCAUACAGUAAUAACAUCUCCUAUGGACUUGGGAACCAUCAAGAAACGACUCGAGAACAACUACUAUUGGAGUGCGAGUGAAUGUAUGCAAGACUUCAACACCAUGUUCACCAACUGCUACAUAUAUAACAAGCCAACAGACGACAUUGUGCUGAUGGCCCUCGCCUUAGAAAAGAUUUUCUUGCAAAAGGUUGCCCAGUUGCCACAGACGGAAGUGGAGAUAGUUCCUCCUGCAGCCAAAGGGAAGGGCAAAAAGAGUAGCACUACAGGUCUGCAGAAUGGAACUGUGACCAUGGGGCCUUCAGCUACGACGCCCACAUCUCCGUCCAAUGUCAGCUACACGCCCUCCAACUCAUCGUCAGUGCCCAAACACUCCUCGCAGACCUCCCAAAAAAAGAGAAAGGAAGACGCUACCAGAGAUUUGUGCUCAGAGAGUUUGAGUGAUUUACCAGAAAGCAAGAAGAGGAGAAGGAACUCCGGUCGAGCCACCAAUCCCUCCAAGAAGGACUUUGAAGUGAAGGAAAGUGAACAGGGCAGAAAUGGCGAACAGCUCAAGUAUUGCAGCGAUAUCCUGAAGGAGAUGCUGUCGAAGAAACAUGUAGCCUACGCCUGGCCUUUCUACAAGCCCGUUGACGCUGAAGCUCUGCAGCUACACGAUUACCAUGACAUCAUCAAAUACCCCAUGGAUCUCAGCACUGUCAAAAAAAAGAUGGAUGGAGGAGAGUACCGGGACACACAAGGCUUCGCAGCGGACGUUCGGUUAAUCUUUUCCAAUUGCUACAAAUACAAUCCUCCACAUCACGAUGUUGUCGCACAGGCCAGAAAGCUUCAGGGUGUGUUUGAGAAGAGGUUUGCAAAGAUGCCGGACGAGCCGAUGGACUUGACUUUGCCAGUGAGUGCCAUAUCGGCUAAUCGCAUCAACGGCUCAUCCAACUUCGACAAAUCGGACUCAGCCGGAGCCACCCGAAUCGCUGACUUGCAAGAACAGCUUAAAGCUGUUCAGGAGCAGCACACUGCCCUCUCCGAAGUCCCCACAAUUAAACCGAAGAAGAAAAAGGAGAAGCACAAGAAGGAGGACAGCAGGCAAAAUAAAAGCAGUACAAAUUCCAGCUCCAGGCUGCUGUGGAAACAAAGCAAAGACUGGGAUUCAGACGAUGAGUCUCUGCCGAUGACAUACGACGAGAAGCACCAGCUGAGCCUGGACAUUAACCGGUUACCUGGCAUGAAGCUCGGCCGGGUGGUGCACAUCAUUCAAACAUUAGAGCCCUCAAUGUUCGACACCGACCCAAAUGAGAUCGAGAUCGACUUUGAGAUACUGAAGCCGUCCACUCUGCGCGAGCUGGAGCAAUACGUGAAAUCAUGCCUAUAUAAGAAGUUUAAGAAAUUUCAAAAGAAAAACAGCCAAGCUGUGUCUCAUCUUGUCAGCUGCAGCAGCUCUUCGGAUUCUGCCACCAGCAGCUCCAGUAACUCUAGUUCAGAAAACAGUGACUCAUGACAGCUGUAGUAGUUUUAUUUAUUUAUUCUUUUCUUACCAAAGCAGAGCGAUUCACAACUGCUAAACAUGGUUAUUUUUGUUUUCACUGUCUGGAAAAUUAAACUCCUCACACAUUGCUUGUAUUCAGUGUGGCUUUUCUCACUCUUUCAUUAUUAAUCGCAAUAUCCGUCUAUGGCGUUUCUUAUCAGAUGCUAUAAAUUCACAACAGGGCUGGAUGGCAUGCUGCUGUGGCUAGGCCACAUUUCAUAACAUCUCAGUCCCAACCAAUAUCCUGUCUCUGUCAUUCAUUUUGCCCAUACACAUGAAAGGCACUGGGUAGAAUGAGUUAGUUUGUUUUAGGUAAAUGAAGGUACAGUAUACAGCAACAUAUCCAUCAAGCCCAAAUUAUUAACUUUUUUUUUUUUUUUUUUUUUUUUAAAUCGUUAUAACCUCAAAGAGCCUCAAAUGUCCAAAAAUCCUGUGCGUGGUUAAUGGCCAUGACCUGUGAAAAUGGGAACGGCAAUGAACAUGCCAUGUUUAAAAUAUUGUUUUGUAGAAAUUAACAGGAUAUUGUGUUGAAGCUUUGAAGUAUUGGUUGGUCAAACGUGGAAAUGUAGGUGCAGAUUCUGGUUGGACCAGGUCUGAAAAUCUGUUUUAGUCAUGUCCAGCCUUCAUUCUACCCAUGUGUCGAGUUGCAAUACCCUGUACUGUACCAACAGUAUCAGUUCAUAUGUUUAUUUACACAUUGAAUGAUUGUAUGGUACUUGGAAUUCAUGCAGUGAAGUCAUUUGUAUGUCUUGUUUUUUCCCUCUGUUAUUAUUUUAUUGUAUUUAAAGGUUUAAUGAAAUACCAUAUUAAAAUGUACUUUUAUAUCAAAAACAAACAGGGAAUUGUUUUU
Messenger RNA from Larimichthys crocea (large yellow croaker), 2831 nucleotides. Its product is annotated as bromodomain-containing protein 3-like. The coding region runs from base 260 to 1954 and encodes 564 amino acids. Gene Ontology annotation, cellular component: nucleus; chromatin. Gene Ontology annotation, biological process: chromatin remodeling; regulation of DNA-templated transcription. The transcript has 11 exons. The record is from RefSeq and is a predicted model, not a curated record. Lineage: Eukaryota; Metazoa; Chordata; Actinopteri; Sciaenidae.